Messenger RNA from Lacerta agilis (Sand lizard), 1847 nucleotides. RefSeq names its product fasciculation and elongation protein zeta 1 (gene FEZ1). Bases 326 to 1504 code for a protein of 392 amino acids. NCBI's taxonomy places the organism in Eukaryota, Metazoa, Chordata, Lepidosauria, Squamata, Lacertidae. The transcript has 10 exons. The record is from RefSeq and is a predicted model, not a curated record. Gene Ontology annotation, cellular component: axon; cytoplasm.
CUGGAAUCUGGACUGGAGGCUACAGUGUUGUUGGUGUCACUGCCUUGGAGCUACUGCAUAUUGAUGAGGGAGGCUGAGCCCCCAGCUUGUUCGAGCUCUGCAGAGAAGGGAGGCGGUGGAGUGGCUGGGAAUAGCACUGUUCCUGGACAGGCAGGCAGGCAGGCAGCUGCCAGCAGGCUCUCCUAAUAAUUUUGGGUUUUCUCCCUGUCUCCCUCCUCCUCCUCAUCUCCUUUCUGUCAUCUGGACCCAUCAGAUGGGAUGUUGAGCUAAGAGCAGAGUUGCUGCCACACUCAGAAGUCUCCCCUCUUCCAUUAGGCUACCUAACAUGGAAGCCCCUCUGGUAAGCCUGGAUGAAGAGUUCGAAGAUCUGAGGCCGUGCUACAUUGAAGACAGGGAAGAGAAAUCUCAUUAUUUUUAUGGCUCCUCUCCUCGGCAUUUGGAAGACCCCUCCCUUUCUGAGCUCGAGAACUUCUCCUCUGAGAUCAUCAGCUUCAAGUCCAUGGAAGAUUUGGUCAAUGAAUUUGACGAGAAGCUCAAUGUCUGCUUUCGGAAUUACAAUGCCAAAACUGAAAACUUGGCCCCUGUGAAAAACCAGCUCCAGAUACAAGAAGAGGAGGAAAAUCUGCAGGAUGAGGAGGUUUGGGAUGCUCUUACAGACAAUUACAUCCCAUCCAUCACCGAAGACUGGAGGGAUCCUAACAUCGAGGUGCUAAACGGCAAUGUCUCCGACACAGAGAUCCACGAGAAGGAAGAGGAAGAGCUUAACGAGAAGAGUGAAAAUGACUCUGGUAUUAACGAGGAGCCUCUACUCACAGCAGAUCAGGUGAUUGAAGAAAUCGAGGAGAUGAUGGAGAAUUCACCAGACCCUGAAGAGGAAGAAGAUAUUUUGGAGGUGGACGAUGGUGGAGAAACCGGCAGCCAGGCUGAUUCUGUCCUUCUACAAGAGAUGCAGGCGCUGACACAGACCCUGAACAACAACUGGUCCUAUGAAGGCUUGAAGCACAUGUCCGUCUCAGAGCUUUCAGAGCUGCUGGAUCGCAUAGAAGUUGCUAUCCGGGACUACUCGGAAGAACUGGUGCAGCAGCUGGCUCGCCGGGAUGAGCUGGAGUUUGAGAAGGAGGUGAAGAACUCCUUCAUCACGGUGCUGAUUGAGGUCCAGAACAAGCAGAAAGAGCACAGAGAGGUGAUGAAGCGGAGGCGGAAAGAGAAAGGGCUGAGCCUACAGAGCAGCCGAAUAGAAAGGGCAACCCAGAUGCCUCUCAAGCGAUUCAGCAUGGAAGGCAUCUCAAACAUUCUGCAGACCAGUAUCCGGCAGACAUUUGGGAACUCGGCAAAUGAUAAACAGUAUUUGAACACCGUUAUUCCCUACGAGAAGAAAGCGUAUCCUCCUUCAGUUGAAGACUUACAAAUGCUCACAAACAUUCUUUUUGCAAUGAAGGAGGACAACGAAAAGGUCCCGACGUUGCUAACUGACUACAUUUUAAAAGUUCUCUGUCCUACCUAAGCGCCAUGCUCUGAGCAUUGUGAAGCCAACAGGAGACAAGGCCAGUGUGUCAUUCCACCACAGGGACUGCAUGAUGUAAUGUAAACUUUUGAAUUGUGUAUUUAAAGAUGUAUAGCAUUAACCUGGAUUAAACAGGAGCAAGAGUCUUUCCUUUGCUGUCAAUUUCUAGUCAUAGUAAACAUUUGAAUGCAUGAGUGAAGGCAAAGGCUGCUCAUUUCUCUCUCUCGAACCCCUCCAUCUCAGAGGAGGCCAAGCAUUCUCAUUCGCCCUGUAUCCCCAGCCCAUCUUCCCUCCCCAAGCAGCUAUGAGACUAAUUUGAAUACUGAAAUAAACUUUCAUUUAA